CGGUCCGCACCAGCGCCGGAGAUAAAACCCUAACAACAGAAGGCUCGCACCUAACCCGAACCCCGAAAAAUGGCGCCGGCGCCGGAGCCAACCGCCGCGGCCGCUGGCCGCAAGCGCAAUAAGCCGCACGGGCCGUCCAAAACCAUCACCAAGAAACCCGCAGAUCCCAAAUCGACGUCCGCGAAGAAGGAGAAGAAGAAGCAUAAGCAUACGCAUAAGGAGAAAAAGCCACGGCCGCCCACCCCACACGCCAAGAAAUCCACCGAGCCGGACCAGACCCCCGCCGCAGCCGGAGAGGAGCCCGCCGGGGGAGGGGUCCUCCUGUCGUCCUCGAUGCCGCCGGCGCGGCAGCUCGAGUUCCUCCUCCGCAGCUUCGAGCGCGCCGCUAAGAUGCGCCUCUCUCCCCUCGAGCUCGAUUGCUACUCAGAGGGAUGCAUGGUGCAGCUCGCGGAGGGAGCCAGCCAGGACGUGGAGAGCUUCGGUGGCCAUGUCAAGAGGGCGUUCGAUGUGUCGUGGAAGGAAGAGCUCUGCGAGGGGAAUGUCGUCGAGGGGGCGAUUGGCGUGGGCAGUCCGGCGCUCCUGGUUAUCAGCUCGGCUGCUCUGAGAUCGCUAGAGCUUCUUAGGGGCUUGAAGAUGUUUACUAAAGAAUGCCGCCCAGUUAAGCUCUUCGCAAAACACUUGAAAGUGGAGGAGCAGGUGGCUAUGCUUAAUGCUCGAGUUAAUAUUGCUUGUGGUACACCAAGCAGGAUCAAGAAAUUAAUUGACACGGAAGCUUUGUCCCUGUCACGUUUGAAAUUAGUGAUACUUGACAUGCAGAGAGAUGCAAAGUCAUUUACCUUGUUUACGCUACCACAAGUCAGCAACGAGUUCUGGGACUUGUACAAGGGCUACCUCGAUCAAAAGGUUCGAGGAGGGGACACAAGGCUAUGUUUCUAUGGUGAUGUGUCUGAGAAAGAUGUUAAAAAAGUCCUUACACCUGCUGAGUAAAUGUCAACCAUCGAAUCGUCAUGACUUCUCGGAGUGUGUUGUAGCCCGAUGUAUUUCUCUGCAGACUGAAACCUUAUGCAAGCGGGUUUUUGAUGAGAUUAAGAAAUUAGGAGCUUUGGGUGCA
Molecule: messenger RNA, 1111 nt
Organism: Phragmites australis (common reed)
Lineage: Eukaryota; Viridiplantae; Streptophyta; Magnoliopsida; Poales; Poaceae
Exons: 6
Coding region: 70-987 (305 amino acids)
Cellular component (GO): nucleus; 90S preribosome
Source: RefSeq, a predicted model, not a curated record